Clarias gariepinus (North African catfish) is the source of this 2535-nucleotide messenger RNA. RefSeq names its product RAS guanyl-releasing protein 1-like. Lineage: Eukaryota; Metazoa; Chordata; Actinopteri; Siluriformes; Clariidae. The record is from RefSeq and is a predicted model, not a curated record. The transcript has 15 exons. Gene Ontology annotation, cellular component: plasma membrane. Bases 290 to 2332 code for a protein of 680 amino acids. Gene Ontology annotation, biological process: positive regulation of GTPase activity; Ras protein signal transduction. Gene Ontology annotation, molecular function: guanyl-nucleotide exchange factor activity; calcium ion binding.
UUUUGUUCUUUUUUUCCUUUUCCAUCUAUGUUGUACUAUCUAUUCUAGCUAUUUUUACCAGGAAUUUAUUGACAGAAACAUCAAUCACUUGUGUGCUCACUCACUCAGUUGUAUCUGUGCGCACAAGCACACGCGCACACACAGACAGCGUGGCUUCCUUCACCCACUUGUACUCUCAUUCCACUGGAAUGGGCAUAGCUAUCUCUGUGCUGUUUACAUCCACCCGCUGGAGCAACUGCUCAACUAUAACUACUCAAUUUACCCAAUUAAGGUCAAGACACAGACAAUCAUGAGCAGCACUCUGGGACAAUUUACUAAAGGAGCUUCCUGGGAGGAACUCAUUCAGGCAAGCAUCCAGUCAUUCGAUGACGAUGGUAAUGUUUGCCAAAGCAACCAUCUUUUGAACAUCACCCUCACCAUGCACAGAUUACUACUGUCCUCCAAAGAUCUACUGGACAAGCUGAUUAUCCUCUUUCAAAAUACACUGGAGGGUGAAAAGUCUGCAGCAUGCCUGAAAAUCUGCUAUUUUAUUCGGUAUUGGAUAAGUGAGUUCUGGACCAUGUUCCAGUUGCACAGCUGUCUGGCAGGAACCUUGGAGCAAUUUAAGGAACUUAUGAGGGAACAUGGGCAGGAGAAUCUCUGCUCUUUACUGCACGCCAAGUGGAUGGGUGACAGAGUGUGGUCUCACAAAUCCAGUCAGAAAAUCAAGGUAAGAAGCAGCAGGAAGAGAAAAGUCUCAUUGCUCUUUGAUCAUUUGGAGCCAGUGGAGUUGGCUGAACAUCUCACCUACUUGGAGUUCAAAUCUUUCUGCAGAAUCUCUUUUGCAGAUUACCAGAAGUACAUCCGAAAUGAGUGUUUGUCAGAAAACCCCACGAUGGAGCGUUCUAUUGCACUGUGCAAUGGUAUCUCCCAGUGGGUCCAGCUCAUGGUUCUCAGUCGACCAACCCCUCAGCUCCGAGCCGAGGUUUUCACCAAGUUCAUCUAUGUAGCACAGAACCUCCAUCAGAUGCAGAACUUUAACUCUCUUAUGGCGGUAGUGGGUGGCCUGUGUCACACGUCUAUCUCCCGACUAAAAGACACAUGUACGCACGUGCCACAUGAAACCACCAAGGUUCUAAAUGAAAUGACCGAUCUGCUCUCGUCAUCUAGAAAUUACGAGAAUUACAGACAAGCAUACAGCAAGUCCACAGGCUUCAAGAUUCCUAUCUUGGGGGUCCACCUGAAGGACCUGAUCGCCGUGAACGAGGCCAUGACUGACUACGUGGAUAACGGCAAGAUCAAUGUGCAGAAACUUCAGGCCCUCUACAACCACAUAAACGAGCUCAUCCAACUACAGCAGAAUCCACCACUGCUGGAUGCAAACAAAGACCUGGUGCACUUACUGACCCUGUCUCUUGACCUGUACUACACCGAAGAUGAAAUCUAUGAGCUGUCCUACGCAAGGGAGCCGAGGAACCACAGAGCGCCUUCUGUAUUUAUGAAUUAUGAUCAUGAUGAAAGGGGCUUCAUCUCCCAGGAGGACUUUGAAAAAAUUGCUGCGAGCUUUCCCUUCUCAUUCUGUGUUACAGACAAGGACAAAGACGGAUUCAUCAGCAGGGACGAGAUCACAGCGUAUUUCAUGCGGGCCAGCGUCAUCUGUUCCAAACUUGGCCUAGGCUUCUCGCACAACUUCCAGGAAGCCACAUACAUGAGACCUACCUUCUGUGACAACUGCUCAGGAUUUUUGUGGGGCGUCAUUAAGCAAGGCUACAGAUGCAGAGACUGUGGAAUGAACUGCCAUAAAUCCUGCAAGGAGCAGGUAGCAUUCGAGUGUAAAAAGAACGCCAAACCAAGCAGCAACGCAGACUGGAGUCCACCAUCUAAUACACCAGAUACCUCAACACGUGGUCAUGACGGGUCAGAUGAAACUCAGUUCGUAUAUCCACCCACUGCUAUAACUGACAACUCCGAGCGCCAUAAACAGUUCAGCCCGGGCGUGAGACCAAGAACCAUUAUGGUGCACAGAAGUACUCAGACAGACGGAACUUCAUCAUCCAGCCACGUGCAGGCCUCUCUGCUGAGUCCAAGUGGUCCGUCUCGCACACCAUGCCCGAGUCCUGUUCCUCAGCGCAAACGGGUGUGUGCUAACAAGACUUUCAACUCACUCAACCCUGCUGAGGAGAACAAGCCGACCUACGAAGCUCUGGAGAAGGAGAAUCAUUCUCUACAGAAGAGCAACGAGAGGCUCCAGCGCAAGCUAAAAGAAGCAGAACGUGAGGUGGAGAUCCUUAAAACGCUCUUGAAGCGGCAUACUCUCCGUCCAGUGGAGGAUGACUCCUCUUCUUCCUCUUGAUCUUGUAAACCUUUUGUUUGUAUGAACUCAAAACGCAGGACGGCCCUUGACUCUCAUAUUAGAAUAGUGAUCCUCUUCACCCUAAUAUAUUUAUAAUGUCCCUAAAUCAUCAACUCAGGGUCACUAACUCACGACACAUUCAGACAAAAAGCAGAUUCCUCUGCAAAUCUGCAGCUAUCAAAUUAUCUGUUGUUAAUAAUAUG